UGGAGAUUGAUACAUCUUCAUGCUUUGCCAUUCGGGCUUGCAACGACAAUUAUUUGAAUGGUAUUACUGUCAAAAAACAAAGCGCAUUUUUGGCAGAUUGUCCAUAUUUCAUAUUACGAGCAUGCAAGUAUGGCGGGCGCCACAAGGCCGAUGCUUGCUUUGUGUCUUUAGACCUGGGAUUCUGCCGCUGAACCGGGCCUUCAGCACAACUUCUGCAUGGCAAAGGUCAAAGUCUAAAGCCAAAAAGCAAGCACGCAGACCCAAUGCACAGGUUAUAGACCCUGCUGACCCUGAUUCAGCGCUUCCAGAACAGGUGCAAACGAGACUUCCCCCGCACAUUCGGCAGCGGAAUGCAAGGCGUUCAGCGACGGGAAAAGCCGGGAACUUGGCGUCGGUGGUAUUGACAGCCGUGUCUGCGGUACGGCUUGGGUUCCAACGACAGGGUCAAAUCCCAGGUCGCUGGGCGGGGUUUGAAGAGUUCGUAACACGGGCUGUAAAGGCAGAAAAUCUAUCUCCACUUAACGCAGAGGACUCGGAGGCCCUCAACCUCAGGGGAAGACUUGAACGAACUUUUGUUAACUCCGGACCGGCAGAAUUGACCAAAGCGCUAAAACAGGAAUUCAAAAUUUACAACUACGAUGUCAAUUUCUCCUCAAGCCUCAAGGAACAAAGGGCGCUGGCGGAUCUGCGUAAUCCAACAGAAUGGUACCCUGCUGCUCGCAGCUUGCAUCGCACGAUUCACCUUCAUGUUGGCCCGACCAACUCGGGCAAAACAUACCAUGCCCUAAAGCGGCUCGAAAAAGCCAAGACUGGAUUCUAUGCUGGCCCUCUACGGCUCCUCGCUCAUGAAAUAUACACUCGUCUCAAUGCUAAAGGUAUCCCAUGUGGCCUCGUAACCGGUGACGAGGUUAGAAUCUCACAGGAUCAAAUUCCGGGAAUUUAUAGCAAUACUGUCGAAAUGGCUCCUUUCGGUCAAGACGUUGAGGUUGGGGUUAUCGAUGAGAUCCAGAUGAUCGCAGACCCUCAUAGAGGUUGGGCUUGGACACGGGCAUUGCUUGGCGCCAGGGCCCACGAGCUACACCUUUGUGGCGAAGAAAGAGUUGUACCACUGAUUCGCGAUUUAGCUGGCUUGAUGGGGGAUAAGCUUGAAAUUCACCACUACGAGCGGCUCAACCCACUGAAAGCCAUGAGCAGAAGUUUGAAGGGAAACUUGUCAAAUCUCCAAAAAGGGGAUUGCGUCGUUGCGUUUUCUCGCAUUGGUAUUCAUGGUUUGAAGCAAGAAAUCGAAAAAGCAACUGGUCGGAGAGCUGCUAUUGUAUACGGUAGCUUACCCGCGGAAAUUCGGUCGCAGCAGGCAGACUUAUUUAAUGACCCUAAUAACGACUACGACUUUCUCGUGGCCAGUGAUGCGAUUGGCAUGGGCCUCAAUUUGAGCUGUAAACGAAUUAUUUUCGAAUCGGUCGUGCGAAGAUUACCGACAGGGCUGACACGGCUUACCGUAUCCCAAGUUAAACAAAUCGGAGGCCGUGCUGGUCGAUAUCGUUCAGCAAAGGAUACGGCAAACACAAACAGUUCCAAGAUCGCCAGCUCAGACAAGGAAGCAGAAACAAAUGUUGGAUUUGUGACCUCCCUCGAAGAUGUGGAUCUCCCUUACAUUCGGAAAGCCUUGGACACCGAGCCAGAGCCCAUCCUCGCAGCGGGAUUAUUGCCUCCGGAUCAUAUCGUGAAACGCUUUUCAGAGCACUUCCCGCCCGGCACCCCUUUCGCAUAUAUCCUACAACGCCUCCACAACAUAGCACAAGUGGAUUCCAGCUUUUUCCUAAGCGAUGGCCAAGGCCAUGCUGAGGCGGCAGAGGCCAUAGACAGCAUCAAAGGUCUUAGCAUGGAUGAAAAGCUUGUUUUCCUCUCGGCGCCAACUCAUAUGAGAGAUCCUCAGAUGAGCAAUAUUUUCAGGGAAUUUGUGCGCUGCGUGGCAGAGAAUAGGAGUGGCGAUCUGCUCGAAAUUGACGAUCUACCCAUCGAUGUUCUCGACAAACCAGUUUCCGGCGACAAAGGCUACCUCGCUACACUCGAAACCCUACAUCGAUCCCUAGUCCUCUACCUCUGGCUGAGUUACAGAUGCGGAGGCGUUUUUACCAAUCGAGCGCUUGCUACCCAUGUCAAGUCGUUGACUGAAAUAAAGAUGGAUAGAGCUUUGACUGAAUUUUCGGCGAAUCGACACCUACGGAAAGCUACAUCCCUCAGGAGGCAGUAUGCUUUGCAACGACAAACGGAAAUGCGGGAAAAAGCAUUUGCUGCUGAAUCAGAAGGCGUGGAAAUCGACUUUGGAAAUAUUCCAGAAGCGGAAGUGUGGGACGAUAUGCCCGAACAGAAAGAGCGAUUGAAUGCUUCACGUUCAGCGGCUUAGAACGAAUGGGGCUACUUAAUAGGCUAAAAACCUAUCUAUAAUUCUCCUCACCCUUACUGUCCUGCAAGUGAUUCGGCUUCCAAACGCGGUGGGCCACCCUCAAACGGCGCUAAUCUAGGGCUAGCAAAACGCGGCGGAAUUGAAUUUUAGCAGCGCCGCCUCCCAUGCCUUUGGUCACCCCGCCAAUGCGUACAGGUACAUAAAAGCAUGGCGGUAUGAAGGAGCCACAAUCCGGCUCUGUAGGGCUCCCUCCCACCUAGGGAAUCAUUGCAGACGUUGGUCGCCUUCUUUUGUGAGGGUCGUCCACCUCAUACCCCUAUCAUGACAUGAUUCCCUUUUGGUCUCAUAGAUUCACGUCACUGAGUUUUCUUCCAGACCACCACUCUCAUCGCCAAACUCCGAACGACCCGUCUUCAUGAUAUGCCUUACUGCUCCAUAGCUAUGAACCAAAUCAUUGUUUAUAGAAACCCGCAAGCUUUUCUUCUUGUUCCUUUACCUUGUAUCAAUACACAUAGAGAUCCCUUUGUUUUUCCAGCUUCUUCUCCUAUUUUUGGGUGGGGCAUUAUCAUACACCAGUACUAUAUUUUUGGGGUCAUCUGUUAUGUUACAUUUUCGACAAGGCCCAAUGUAUAUUCACCAUGUAUUCAGUAUAGGGAAAAGCUGAUUUCAUAUGUUUCACAAUGGCGCAUGGGUUGUUUUAUUUAGCUGCGCACAGGCAAAUUACCAAACGACGACUAUACCCAAAGAUAGAUGGAGUUAAGAAUAUAUAAUGUGAAUAUCGUCAUUUUGCUCCCAGUGCAGCGAGACCCUUAAUCUGGCGGACAAA
Messenger RNA from Blastomyces dermatitidis ER-3, 3233 nucleotides. Its product is annotated as mitochondrial ATP-dependent RNA helicase Suv3. The transcript has 3 exons. Gene Ontology annotation, cellular component: mitochondrial degradosome. Gene Ontology annotation, molecular function: ATP binding; RNA helicase activity; hydrolase activity, acting on acid anhydrides. The coding region runs from base 20 to 2407 and encodes 795 amino acids. Gene Ontology annotation, biological process: mitochondrial RNA 3'-end processing; RNA catabolic process. The record is from RefSeq and is a predicted model, not a curated record. NCBI's taxonomy places the organism in Eukaryota, Fungi, Ascomycota, Eurotiomycetes, Onygenales, Ajellomycetaceae.